AUGUCGUCCGCAAAGACCGACUUGUCGACGCGCAAUCGCAGUGACUCUGCGGCAAGUUCCGAGCUGCCAGAGCAUGAGCACAAGCGUCCGAGGCUGAGUGACGCGGAGCCUGAUGAGGCCCAUAUCAUGUCUGAUCUUCAACAUCACGACCCUCAUCCUGCUCCUUCCAGCAAAGGUCAUGAGGAAGGAGGUCGCAGCCGUACCCCGCCAUUACCUCCUCGAGCCGUGAUCGCCCCUGCUGCCGCCGCCGCCAUUUCCCCCACCAGCAAAGUGACGAUUAAUACUCGUCCUCUAUCUUCCCAAUCUGUUACACAGCCAACCACAGGAAGCAUGUCGUCGACCUCACCUGCCUUGGAAGCAACUGCCAGUUGUGGCGAUGGGACGCAGGACUCCAGACCAGUUGUUGAUCCUCAAGACACCAUCUCCAUCCCUUCCUCCGGGAGCAAGAGUCCUGAAAUCGAGAUUGCCGAGGUGGAAGAUUAUGACCAAGACCCUGCUAGGACGAGGUGGACAGGUCGUGUUGGUAGCACGGGUGGAGGAUCGAUCCCUCGAACCAUUCAAUCUGGUCAUGUUUUCCGCACAUUCCCAUUCGCACAGGAGAUGACCCCUGGAAGCACUCAUCGGAUGGUUGCCAGAAUUGCCGACCGAUUUCAAAAUGCUGGGCCGCAGGAUGGAGACAUCUUCCGUCAAGUUAAGAACUGGAUGGUCGACUUCCUCUCCUUGUGCGAUGAGUUCACGACAAGCAUCUACGAAGAGGACCGGGAAUUUUGGCAGCACCUACCAGAUCUUGUCGAAUGCUUGUUGAGACGUGAGGCAGGCCCCCCUGCGCAGGCGCGAACGGAAGACCUCGUCGAUUUCUUCGUGGCGUAUGGCCAACUCACGAAACUCAUCUUGGAUUACGAUACUCGCAACCUUCGGACCAUGUCAGACACUACAGACGCCCGGCGGCUGAAGAGCCUGACGUUGGUGUCGGGUACCUAUCUGCAACCACUCGUCUGGCUUUCACAAAACAGGAUACCCUUCUAUGAAGCUCUGCGAACUUCAUUCGAUUUCGAUGUACCCCAAUUCCUCACAUUUGUCAUUGACAGACUUGGAGAUCGUUCAGCGACCGCAUUGUUGCCAUCUGUUUCGGCACUCCUACCGGAAAUAUGUGCAAUCCUACCAAAGAAACCGGACUGGUUCAGACACGUUACCUCUCUCUUGCUCCUGACCAUGCACCUGAUGGGUCCGCUUACCAGUACUGUCACGGGCGACCUUGGUUAUGAAUAUUCGAAAUUCUCGCACCUCGACGCCAUCCGAGAUGAUGCCGCAGAGAUCAUACUGAAGGCUGAUGACAUUGUCCAGCAGGCCAUUGUGAAGCAAGCGUCCUGGCUCAACCUCGAGACCGCCCCGAAGAUCAUCGAGUACCUUGGCCCGAUCAUGGCAAGCAUAGCAGUUGAGAUCCCUGCAAUUGGUCAAGAGAUCAUCUCCACGGCCGGCGUUGGCUUCGCAGAUUCUGACCUUACGGAUCUGCCGGUUACGAUGCCUCACGCCUGGAAAUUCAAAACACUACGAAAAUUCGUCACCCACGGCCGCAUGGAGCUUCGUGUAUAUGGGGUGGACGUCAUGUCGAAUGAACUCAUCCAAAUCUACAGAGACCACAUUCUCGGAAAGCCACCGCCUCCGACAGCAGAUCCGUUGAUUCGGUUUCUGGUCAAGUUUAUCGAGGAGAACCAGCUUGUCGACUAUAUCGUGGGCGUCCACUCGCAUCCACAAAUCAUUCGCCGUGCCCCCAACAUUGUCGGCUUCCUCUGUGUCUCCGGAACAUAUACCGAUCGUCAUACCGACAUAAUCUGGAAAACGAUCGCUGAGAGUGAAGACCCUAACACGGUGCACGAGGUGUUCAGUCUGUUGCAGCAGUGUUUUCACGUCUAUAACACACAAGCACUAUACUACCUCUGUCAGAAACUUUUGGACUACCCGUUCCAGCGCUUGGACCUUCAUGCCUUGAGUUUCAUCAUCACCGUCUUUGAUAACAUCAGGGGUCAUGUCAGUCAGACGCCGCAACAGACUAACAUGGUCAGCAACGCAAUCUCGCGCCAGUUGUGUAUCAGAAUGCUGAGAGAGGCGUCGAAGAAGGAAAAUGUCCAUUUGGCACAUGCGGCCCAUAUCAGACGAGAAUUCCCUCAACAAAUGAAGAACCUUCUUGCCUUGGGUCAAACCGUUGUCAAAGAUGCCACUAUUGGCGACGAUGAGCAGGCGGAGAUGGUAUCGGAGAUUGUCGACAAUAUCAGAGCGCACAACGACCAAGCCACUGGUGACAUGCAAGUUCUGACCUGUCUUCUAUCCAUGUUGGCACAAGAAGCUCUACAGAAGUUGGUACAAAAGUUCGACCUAUCAAGUUUAGUGGUGGCCGACUUUGCGCAUCUGCACGAGCAAUAUCGUAUUGCGAGCGAGCUGGAUGCACCACUUUUGUAUUUUGAGGUGCUGUACGAUAUCAGAUCUGACCUCCUCUACCAUCUCAUCCAUCUGGUGCCCGAGUCAUUCACCGAAGAGUUGGUUGGCAGCCUUUGGACAUCGCUUUUCACAGCGAGAGAGCUUUCUGCCUCCAUCAAAGCCAGAGCAUGGGAAACUCUCAUACUGGCCAUACGACAGAAUCGGCCCAAUCCAUUUCUCAAUUUGGUUAUUGAUGAAUAUCUCCAGAGACUUGCACCUCAGGAUUACAGCGAGACCGUCCUGGAGUUUCUCAAAGCAUCCGUUUACCACACCAUUGGACGGUCGUUGCAAGCCCCGGUAGAUUCUGGCGAGGUUGUAGUCAUUCCGGGACUGGAAAGAUUGUGGAAAGUGAUGCUUGAAGCACCACCGAAUACCGUGGAAAAUCAGGCGACAGAUCUCAUCAUCAAUUUAUACCUGGAUAAUGCUCUUGUCACACGACGGCCAAAGUCUGCUAUCCACGCGACGCACUCCUCUCUGGUUGAUCGCUGCGUCCAGCAGGUGAUCACAUCAGCCUCGAAGCUCAAAUCGUACACAGACGGCAUCACGAGUGGGGAAGAUGAACCCAUGGUGAUCAUUGCAUCCGAAGACGAAAUUCGUGCAGAGGAAUUGAGAUUCGACCGCUCGCUCUUGUUCUUGAGAAAGUUUCUCGAAGGGAUGAAGUCGAGACCGAGGUACAGUCCGGUUCCUGGUCAACAUGAACAGGGUCUCCCAGAGUUUCAGUCCAGAAAAGGGGAAAGCCUCGAGCUGAACGUCCAGAUCUAUGGGAGUAAAUAUGUCAAAAAUGACAUGCACAAGCUCGCUAUCGGUUCUGAAAACACAGCUGACCAGUUGUUCAAGUACCUGUCCAAUGCUAGUGGCUUCAUGCAGUUCACAGUCUAUCACUAUGGACGACAGAUCCCGUUGGAAGGGCGAGAUUCUACCAUCGCAGAGAUGAAGCUAUCUCGAGGUCUUCUCAUCGUCAAUAAGACCGCCAACAGCCCGGAAACCAUACCUCGACAGGUUCGGGCUGCUUCGCCGGUGGACAACAAGAUUUUGCAUCACUUUGACGACCUAUACGAUCUCCUGGAUGCAGACGAACGACUGUCCAGGGAAGUUUACAGUUUUCUCAGCCUGUUCUCCGCUCAAACCGAAGUGGUUCGGAUCGUGAGAUCUCGAGAAAGCUCGCCCACAGAUCUCCUGCCUCCUAAUCGACCUUACAAACUCCUAUACUGUGCGAGGGCCUUGAGGUCAUGCAUCGAGGAUGAGUCUUUCAGUGCCAAUCCCGAUACUCAAUUCCUUGUCUACAGCGUUCGAACAAUCAUAGCCGUUUUCCCGAAGCUGGACCUGAGCAACCCAAGCGACGCUCUACAGGUGUCAAUUGCCCGCGGGUUGGUCGAAGCACUUCUUCUGGCGUUUCGAGCGAAAGUGUCGCAGGAGAUCUCGCGUGAAUACGUCGAGGACCACGGUCAGUUCGCAGCGCAAAUGUCAAGGCUGCUGCGCUUCUCUCUUGGGAAUUUUGACAACACUGGUGAUUUGUCAACAUCGGUCAUGGUCAAGCUGAUAAUGGAAACGUUCAUUGAGGCAUGCUUGCACGAUGAUCGCAUCUGGGAUCAUCUUAACGCCGAGACAAACUUUGGAACUCUGACCAUGACUGCAUUUGUCAGAGAUCCCCGUGUCGAGGUACGACACUCGCUACUAGAAGUUGUGGUAGGCUUGACUGGCGCCGCUGGGCUGAAAUUGCAGCUCAAGGUUAACAAUCCACGGGCACCACGAUCUCGAUUUCCAGAAACAGUCAUUGAAAGCUGCCUAUCGCAUAUCUGGGAGGCCUUGGUCGGUGUUUUGCCAGAAGCUUGCCAGCACCCCGAGCAAUGUUCCGAAUUUUGCGAGACGAUGCUUUCCAUCAUGAGGAGAAUCGGCAAAUCCUUUUCGAUUCCCACUCUAUGCAAAUAUCUUGACCGAUGGUGUACCAUGCUCGUCAAUCACAAGCAUGUGGAGGUGGUAGGUCAGCCGCUUCGGGACCAUGUCGUCGCAAGCCUCACCAAACUUUUGCUUGAAUGCUCCCGGCUAUUGAAGAAUGCAAAGGCUCUACCAUCCAGGAGUCUCGUCCUCGACGAUAUCAUCUCACUUUUCCUGUUCCCUCCACUGUCUGAGGACGGAUUGGCAACAGAGAGUACCAUCAAAGUACCGGUACUGGAUAUCACCGUACGAGAAAGUCUCUACAAUUUCAUCCUGACCCUAUGCCAAGGACCUCAAGAUAUUGCGACUGUUGUGAGCAAGCUGAGCGAUGAUUUGCUCCCGAAAGACUUUUUUGAGCCAGCCUUUGGGCAUGAUCGCCAGUGUCUUCGCUCGGAGGUUGGCUAUGCAGGCCUUCGAAACCUCUCCAACACGUGCUAUCUUAACUCCCUGUUCUCUCAACUCUUCAUGAACGUGGAGUUUCGCGAUUUCUUCCUGACUGGUCCUGGUUUGCAUGGGCCAAAGAAGAAAUUGGUCGCGGAACUUUCCAAAGUGUUUGCUCACAUGCAAAACUCGUACGAGAAGUCCAUCGAUCCGUCUGUGGCUGUGGAAGCAAUCACGACCUAUGAAGGCGAGCAGAUAGAUGUUACCGUGCAAAUGGAUGUGGAUGAAUUCUUCAACCUACUCUUUGACCGCCUCGAGGGACAAAUCGACCAUCAGGCCAGGGAGGUCUUCAAGUCUAUGUACGGCGGACAAUUGGUACAACAAGUCAAGUCCAAGGAGUGCGAGCAUAUCUCGGAGAGACUGGAGCCAUUCUCGGCGGUUCAGGUGGAGAUCAAAGGCAAAGCUCGUCUAGAAGACAGCCUCCGCGCCUAUGUCGAAGGAGAAGUCCUGCAAGGCGAGAACAAAUAUUCUUGCACUUCUUGUGGGCGUCACGUCGAUGCUGUCAAGCGGGCAUGUCUGAAGGACGUUCCAGACAAUCUCAUUUUCAACCUCAAACGCUUCGACUACGACAUCAUGACUGGAACGCGAGCCAAGAUUAACGAUGAAUUCCAGUUUCCUGAUACACUUGACAUUGCUCCAUAUACUCUCGCACGACUCAGUGACGAGGAGACGGACGGGGAACCAGAUUAUUUCCAGCUCACUGGCGUUAUCGUCCAUUCCGGUACGGCCGACUCAGGGCAUUAUUACUCUUUCAUCCGUCAACGACCGUCCGCGAAACCGGUUCAAGAAUCUUGGGUUCAAUUCAACGACCAAGAGGUUGGUGCUUUUGACCCCAGCCAGAUGCGGGAGAUGUGUUUCGGGGGCAGCGCCGACCUUGGCUUCUAUCCUUUGUUGAAGCUUAACAGUGCAUACAUGCUGUUCUAUCAGAGAACAUCCAGCAUCGAGAGAGUCGAACAGCGAUAUCGUCAACAUGACGCCAUCAAUCCUGUCCGCCUUCCUCUCCCGCCGGGAAUGGAGCAAUUCAUUGCGCAGCAAAAUGAAUUGUUCUUACGCUCGUACUGCGCCCAGGACAGCUCCCAUGCACAAUUCGUUCGUCAAUUGCUCGAACGAAUGCGUUGCGGUGGGGACGGGUGCAGUAACGACCACACCCUCGAGUCCAUCACAAUUGAAAUGGCGCUAGAGUAUGUCCGGCAGAUUUCAAGUCGCUGGAAGGAGUGUCCGUCGGUUGAAGACACUAUAAAGACGCUGGAUCAAUAUUCCGAAAAGUGUCUGAACUGCUCCAAAACCAUCGCACAAUGGUUCUCUGCCAAUCGGGUCCUUGAAGAUGUGAUCGUGCGGAGCCCAUACCAGCUUGUCAGAAAGUCUUUUGCCCAUCUCUUCUGCGUGGUGUUCAGUCGACUCAACAUGGCCAAAGAGACCAUGGAACCCACGGAUGCGAAUUAUGCUGGGUUGGUCACGGACUACAACAGAUCUCUUUCGGAUUGUGUCGGGCAACUGUCCCAACUAUGGGAAUUUGUGACCAGGAGCGGGCGGUGCUGGAACGAGUACUUCGGUAUCUUGAUUAUCAUUCCGAAGUGGGGAGAUGAGGAGGCCACGAUGCUUCUCGACGAAGGGUUGCUCCAAAACUGCAUUGACCUGAUCAUGAUUCAUCUCAACAACCCAACAGAUUUCCCAAUAUCCAGGAGGCUAAGAGCGCGAUACGCCACGUACCUUAACGCACGCGAAAGAAACCGGCCAUUCAACCAUGGACUUCUGGUCGUCCUUUUUGUGGACAUGUUGUUGAGGGUCGACCUUCAUAACAUACCGGAUGGCGAUUAUCGUAUUUCCGACAAGAAGAUUGGCCUUACGCCCCGUGAACUCCAAUGUCUGGGUAUUGCCAGCGUCCCUCCUCAACUGGAAUGGCUCCGACGACUCAUCGCAGGCCGAUAUGAUGCUGCAUCGAUUAACAGUCUCGUUGCGUAUCUGGCUGUGGACCGCAGACUCGCUGGGUCCCUCUCGGAUGUCCUCUUGAAAGGGUUGAAUGACCGGAUGAUCAACAUUGCUAUCAGGUUCCUUCGACCGGUCUUGAUCUUCUGCGAGAAUUGCCGAUCGGAAAAUCAAGUCACUGAUCUCGUGCAAUCAGCGCUGGAGAGCAUUUCUACGGUCGGCAUCGAAUAUGCUAGGGAGUAUUUUGAUUUUGUCGAUGCCCUCUUGAAAGUGCAAAACCCGUUCCUCAACAACGGUCCCGGUUUCAUGGAGGAAAUGGUUCUGCAAUCUCUCCAGCAUUGGGCACCGAUUUUUCUUCUCGCACCAAGCGACAGUCGAGGCAACAUUCGAAUAGCAACCUUCGAUCUGCUGAAGCGGAUUCUGUUCACUCCUCUCCGUGUGGCUGAGGAGCAGGACCAAGAUCCAGAAACCAUUCGAGUCCUUCAUGCUGCUUGCCAGGAUCUCGCAUGUUGCGCACACAACUUCGUCCAAGGAACCUUCCUGAAUGCUCGGAGCCGGGAGAAUUCAACUCUCCAGCCCGGGCAGGCCAGUCAACUGAUUGACGUGAUCGAACAUUGUUUGAACUUCUUUGAUACCGACAAUCCGCUCCAGGAAGAAAAGAUUACGGAAAUACAGGCUACAAUGGGCGCCUUGAAGGCCAAGGCCGAGUCAUCACUUGAAACGUUGAGCUCGGCCGAAUGGCAGGAGAACAGCAGUGAGAUGGCGGAAAUGAGUGCGGAGGAUUACGAGGACGCGCUCAGUCCCUGA
Messenger RNA from Capronia coronata CBS 617.96, 7584 nucleotides. RefSeq lists its product as uncharacterized. Gene Ontology annotation, molecular function: cysteine-type deubiquitinase activity; cysteine-type endopeptidase activity. NCBI's taxonomy places the organism in Eukaryota, Fungi, Ascomycota, Eurotiomycetes, Chaetothyriales, Herpotrichiellaceae. The transcript has a single exon. Gene Ontology annotation, biological process: protein deubiquitination. The record is from RefSeq and is a predicted model, not a curated record. Bases 1 to 7584 code for a protein of 2527 amino acids. Gene Ontology annotation, cellular component: nucleus; cytosol.